AUCAGGGACCCAGUUUCGGUAGCGAUUUCUUCGUCACGCGAACAGUAGGCGAGAUCGCCUGCGCAAAUCGUAGAUUUCAACUUAUCGAAUUGUAUACACUGUAAUUCAAAUAUGUUUGUCUAUACUUGAAAAUUAAUAUUUGCUUUUGUCGGUGUGGUAGCGGGGGCGGAAUGUGGCCUUGUACCAAUGCAAGAAUGACUUGACGGCAUUCAGAUGGACGUCGUGUUUUGCAGCAUUAGUGUUGGAAGGGGAGGAAGGGUUCAGUCAACAGAAUCAAGACAGAACAUGGGAAAGCCUGCUCUUAAGACCGGAACGGAUGUGGUCGGCCUUGCUCCGACUGCUGUUGCUGAACCUAGUGGCGAGGUCGGCGAUGCUGCACCCAUGGGCGUCCAAUUGAAUGCGGACGACUUUAGUGAUGAGGAGGAGGAGGAACAGUGGGCUCCGAGGCAGGAGGAAGCAGCAGUGUCAGCAGUAGCAGCAGUGUCAGCAGCAGCAGCAGUUUCAGCAACAGCAGCAGUGUCAGCAGCAGCAGCAGCAGCAGCAGCAGCAGUGUCAGCAGCAGCAGCAGCAGCAGCAGCAGUGCCAGUAGCAGCAGCACCAGUCUCAGGAGUGUCAGCAGCACCAGCUGUAGUUUCAGCAGCACCAGCAGCAGUGCAGUGUCGGUUUCAGCAGCAGGCUUAGUGCAGCAGAAGCAGUAGCAGCCAUGCUGUGUGGUGUAGUGGGGUAGUAAUGAGCUGUGAACCAAUG
Messenger RNA from Closterium sp. NIES-67, 747 nucleotides. The record is from the annotation of a GenBank genome assembly. Lineage: Eukaryota; Viridiplantae; Streptophyta; Zygnematophyceae; Desmidiales; Closteriaceae.